AUGUUAGAAGGCAAAGCUAUCGUUGGUGAGACCGACAUGAUUCAAACCAUGCAGCAUGAUGCUCUUCACUUAGCUGCUAAGGCCCUCGAUAUCUUUGAUGUCACCGAGUCGACUGAUAUUGCUUGCUUCAUAAAAAAGGAUUUUGACAGGCUGCAUGGAUCUGGAUGGCAAUGCAUCGUAGGGACGGAUUUUGGUUCUUUUGUGACUCAUUACCAUGGCUGCUUCAUUCACUUCUGCAUUGGCAGUCUUGCAAUUCUGCUAUUCAAGGGCAUGGUAAAUAAAGUAGAUGAAGAUGGAUUGUUUCCUUCUUUGGACAUUGUCCAUGUAUAGCUUCUCGUUUUUCUUCAUCUUUACUCUUCUAAAAGUAUCUUUUCCGCUUCCAAAUUUUA
Messenger RNA from Mercurialis annua (annual mercury), 389 nucleotides. RefSeq names its product dynein light chain 1, cytoplasmic-like. The transcript is spliced from 2 exons. Gene Ontology annotation, cellular component: dynein complex. Bases 1 to 330 code for a protein of 109 amino acids. NCBI's taxonomy places the organism in Eukaryota, Viridiplantae, Streptophyta, Magnoliopsida, Malpighiales, Euphorbiaceae. The record is from RefSeq and is a predicted model, not a curated record. Gene Ontology annotation, biological process: microtubule-based process. Gene Ontology annotation, molecular function: dynein light intermediate chain binding; dynein intermediate chain binding.